This is a messenger RNA of Rotaria sp. Silwood1, 897 nucleotides long. Lineage: Eukaryota; Metazoa; Rotifera; Eurotatoria; Philodinida; Philodinidae. The record is from the annotation of a GenBank genome assembly.
AUGACAGAACUUGAUCUACGGUUAAAAGAACAAUUGAUGGGACAACCACUUGCACAUAAUCUUAUACUUAAAUCUAUUAGUUCACAUAUUAAUACUGAACAUCCAUCGAAAGCUCUGGUGCUUUCUUUACAUGGAAGUACUGGUACAGGAAAGAAUUUCGUUGCUAAACAUAUUGUUGAAAGUCUUUAUCGGAAUGGUUAUAAAAGUAAAUAUGCUCGACUCUAUGUUGCUUCACGUGAUUUUAUGCAUCAUGAUGAAGAACAUCUUCAACAGUAUAAGGACCAUAUAAAACACGACAUUGAAAGAGCAACAAGUGGUUGUCAAUAUGCAACAUUUGUUUUUGAUGAGGUUGAUAAAAUGCCUAUGAAAUUACUCGAAACUAUAUUAUUUUAUAUUGACUUUCAUUCUCCUACUUAUGCACAACCUAUUGAUUUUCGUAAAACAAUAUUUAUAUUUUUAAGUAAUACAGGUGGCAAAGAUAUUAAUGUUAUUGCUCAGAAUAAUCAUUUUGCUUCUAUACAACGUAAAGAUUAUAAUAUAACUGAAUUUCAACGAGCUCUUGCAAAUGCUGCAUUUAGUGAACCAGGUGGAUUAUGGCAUGCAUCAUUAAUUAAUCGACAUUUGGUGACUUUUUUUGUACCAUUUCUUCCACUUGAACGUACUCAUAUUCGUACAUGUAUUCAACGACAACUUCAAUUAGCAUAUAAAAAUGAUCAAUAUGAAUAUACAUUGUCUGAUAAUGAUAUUAUUGAUCAUGUUCUUGAUUUAAUUGAAUUUGCACCACCAGAUUCUUUACUUUAUUCUGUCUCAGGAUGUAAAAAAGUUCAACAAAAACUUGAUUUUAUAUUAGAAAGUCAUCGGAUGAUAAAACCAAAGAAAUCUAUAGAAGAAUUUUGA